CAGGACCGGCAGCUGGCGCACGAAAAUGGCGACCUGCUCCUCAACCUGGGCGUCGGUGUGGGCUUCCGCGGCGUUGGACGGGCACUCGUCGAAGACCGCGGCGUACUCAAAGGUGUACAGCGCGGUGAACAGGCGCUCCUGCGGGAGGUUUAGGCAGAUUGGGUAAGGAGCAGACCCACCUGGCAGUGCCCGUUGCUGACUCUGGAGCCUGGGUCCCGGCCAUGAACAGCCUGGGCAUGGUGCCCGUGGGCAUGAGCGGGCAUCCGCUGGUCUCAGAUUCCAUCUGCAUCCCAGGAUUCGACCCCAGCCUGGGAAUCAUCACUCCUAUAAGCGCCAUGAUGCCGGGGAUUAGUCUGGCCCCGCCCCCUCCCAUACCCCCAGAGCUCCCGCUUGUCAAGGAGAUCAUUCACUAUGAGAGCUGCACGCUGUUCCCUCAGAACCCCAAUCUUCCACCCCCGUCCACCAGGGAGAGGCCCCCAGGGUGCAAAACUGUGUUUGUGGGGGGGCUCCCCGAAAACGCCAGCGAGGAGAUCAUCCGGGAGGUGUUCGACCCGUGUGGUGACAUCAUCGCCGUCCGCAAGAGCAAGAAGAACUUCUGCCACAUCCGCUUCAGCGAGGAGUUCAUGGUGGACAAGGCCCUGUACCUGUCUGGCUACCGCAUGCGGAUCGGCUCCAGCGCGGAUAAGAAGGACUCGGGGCGCAUGCACGUGGACUUCGCGCAGGCGCGGGACGACCUGUACGAGUGGGAGUGCAGGCAGCGGCUGCUCGCCCGCGAAAACCGCCACCACCGCCAGGUCCAGGAGCAGCAGCUGCGGCCGCCGUCGCCUCCUCCCAUAAUGCACUACUCCGAGCAUGAGGCGGGGCUUCUGGCGGAAAGGAUGAAAGACGACGGCCAGUUCGGCGCGGCGUCGGCGGUGCUGCUCGCCUGGCUGGACCGCGGCGAGGUCAGCCGCCGCACCGCCAACCUCUUCUACUCCAUGAUCCAGGCGGCCAAUGGGCACGUGCGGCGGCUGCAGAGCGAGAGGGCGCGGCACGAGGAGGAGGCGGAGCUCGCCAAAGAGCGCUUCCGAAACGCCAUGCUGGCCAUCCUCACGCAGUUCGAGCAGAUAACGGCCGUUUUCAACGCCUCCGCCAAGCAAAAGGCAUGGGACCAUUUCUCAAAAGCACAGCGCAGGAACAUAGACAUGUGGCGAAAGCAGUGCGAGGAGCUGCGGAACGCUCACAGUGAGGAGAUCAUGGGGAUACGCCGGGAGGAGGAGAUGGACAUGUCCGACGACGACUCUGAGGAAGGCGUCCGCAAGAGAACGCGCACGGACGACUCGGGUACGCGCACGGACGACUCGGUGCUGGCGGUGCAGGCCUGUGCACUCAGGGAGGAGAACGGCAGCCUGCGCUGGCAGCUGGAGGCCUGCCGGAGUGAGGUGGAGCUGCUGAAGCAGGAGCAGGGGAGGGUCUGCCGGCCCGAGGAGAACCACGUCCAGGAGCCAUCUCUGCGCCUCCUGCAGCAGAGCCUGCAUAGCAUGCAGCAGCAACUGCAGAGGCUUCAGGAGGAGCUGAGGAGGAGAGAGCAGGAGCUGGAGCUCGCCCGGGAGGAGAGCAGGAGUCUGAAGGCCGAGCUCCUCAUGCUGAAGGAGAAGGGGCUGAACGGAUACACAGCGGUGCUCCGCGGUGGUAAAGAGCUGGCGGUGCCUCUGCAGUCAGAGAAGGAAGCAGUGCUGCUGGGUAAUUACCUGACCUGGGCGUGUGCGGGGUGA
Molecule: messenger RNA, 1754 nt
Organism: Anguilla rostrata (American eel)
Lineage: Eukaryota; Metazoa; Chordata; Actinopteri; Anguilliformes; Anguillidae
Product: ecto-NOX disulfide-thiol exchanger 1-like
Exons: 12
Coding region: 222-1754 (510 amino acids)
Biological process (GO): ultradian rhythm
Cellular component (GO): external side of plasma membrane; plasma membrane
Molecular function (GO): RNA binding; NADH dehydrogenase activity; protein disulfide isomerase activity
Source: RefSeq, a predicted model, not a curated record